UUUACCUUUACCUCCUCCAUGGACUCAUCGUGUGAUCGUGUGAGUAUUUUUUUUUAACUGAUCGGUGGGGCCUUGGUAUUUGACGGCGCCGAAAAGGCGAAAAGCCUUCCACGAGAAGGUACAGUAUGACAUGGGGACAGAUUCGCUGUGGCUGCAUGGUUUGCUCGUGUGCAUUUAAUUCGUAGGGAACGUCCAUGAAUGGAGAUCUUCGCAGGUAGUAUGAAGAAUAUAAUGGUGGUUGGUUGCACUUCUGUUUGGGUUCUCUGGGACAAGAGAGAUAUGAAGAGCAGCAGCAUAUUUUCAGGCCUAAAACCCAACUAGAUUUGCCAUUUAGAUCCACUAAAAGUCAGAAGCUUCUUUUCCUUUCCUUUCCUUACCCGACCAUGCCGUCUCCUUCAUUGUUGGUCACCAAACACCAACUUCCAUCUUUCGCUACUCCAGUUUACAUCUAACGAAAGUUUUACUGACUGAACUGAACACUUCUGGACUCCCCGUCCUCUCGUUUUCGCAUUGUCGCAUACUACUAAAAUCAACCAAAAACCAAUGAGGAGAAGCUGCGAGUUCACACUCAAGUUAUUAGUAAUCCAGAAGUGGCUUUUUUCCUGGCCUAACAGUAACACCGACUGCUCGCGCGUUGGCUGCCUCUUCCCCUUGAUCUCUAGGAUGUACGAAGCCUCCCUUGCUCCUCAUCUCAUGACACAGACCGGCCUGGGCAUCCACUCCAUUUCGCUGUCAAUACAUGCCAUCCCCUAAUCACUUGACCAAUGUGACGCUCAUGUUGCAAGGAACACCGGAAUUUCUUCUCUGUCCGCCGCCAUCGAAGUUAAUCUUGCCGAUUUAGAUGCAUCUAUUUGUGGUCCCGCGACUCAUCUUUACGACUACGAGGACGCCAUGUGCUUAAGUACUGGAGGAUGUACAUGAAGCAACGAGUGAGUGAUAAGUGAUUGGUACUUCGUACUUGGGAGGGGACAGAGGAGGCUUGGUAGCGAAUUGCUUCUCCUCUUACCACGAGAAUAGAGGCGCGAUUCCAUGGUGCAAUCGAACACAGAUGAGUUAUCUUGAUGAUGAUUUUUCACUCUUUACACAGCCGCUAAAAGCGGCAAAUCAUCAAAUUUCCACGGGACAAUGCCCGUCGUCUCCACUGCCAAGUUCUACCCUUCUAGGCAAACCAGGCAACCAAGAGGCCCGGCCCAUAGUUUCCCGUCUCUUCUGCUCGCAGACGCAGAGAUCCGAUCAUACUACCACCAAGGCCGAGGCAGUGAGGCACGAGCUGCAACUCUGCUAGCUCCAUCCGCGGUCACGGGAGCACGUCCCCACUGAGGCCUCUCACAGUGCUCCUAGCUGGAGGGGGAACCUCGUGUGCCACGUCGGAAUUUUGCUAACGUGUCGCGUGCAACCGUGCCUUAGCUAGGAAGCUCGUCACCAAACAAAGCCACGCGAAACCUCGUCAGUUCGAGGGCGUGAGCGGCGUAUCCCCGUAUUGCCCUCCAAAAAACCACUGUGGGCGGCGUUGCUCGCCCUUGCGUGCCCUCGCCCAGAAAUCUUAUCGCGAAAUCCCCGUAUUGCCCUCCAAAAAACCACUCCCGCCGCAGCAAAUCUCCUCCCGCCACCCAUUAUUCCGGUCCACUGAUUUCUCCCGCCUCGGCACCGCAGCAAAUCUCCUCCCGUCACCGAGUCAAGAAAAGGCAAGAAAAUCUUGGGGAUUGGAAGAGAUCGUUUGUAGGUUAAACAACGAAAAAUUGAAGAAAUGAAAAAGAAAAAAGAGGCAAAAAAAUCAAAAAGAAGCGGUCACCACGUGAAGGAUCUCUCUGGGUCUUGAAACAUCAGCAUGACAAGCAAAGAUAAGAAGCGAGAGCAGUUCUUGAUUUUUUUUCAUCAAGAAUUAGAGAACAGAACAUGCAAAGAUAAGAACAGCUAAUCCCAUCUUGUUAUUAGCAAGUGAUGUGAUCGAUCGAAUCGAGUUGGGAAAAAAGAUCAAAGAACGCGGCCGCAGUGCUUCUGCUUCUGCUCGUCCUCCUUGACUAACACUACCUCCUCCUCCUCGCGGCGGCGGCGGCGGGGAGAGGAGAUCUGGCGUCGACCACCACAUCCGCCGCCGCGGCCACCACAUCCCAUCGGCGCAUCGUCUUCCGCUGGCGCCGGAGCCUCCCGAGGACGCUUCCCGCGCACGUCGGUCGCCGCGCGAGCCGGCAAUCGUGGCUGCCGGCACCGGAGGGAGGAGAAGAGAAGCAGAGCCGGCGGCGGCGGCGGAGGGAGGAGAUCCGGCGCCUCCCGCGCGCGUCGGUCGCCGCGCGAGCCGGCAACCGCGGCUGCCGGCGCCGGAGGGAGGAGAGGAGAAGCAGAGCCGGUGCCGGCGGCGGAGGGAGGAGAUCCGGCGCCGGCCGUCGGUGGAGGGAGGAGGGGAGUCGAAGCGGUGGCGAUGCAAGCGAGAUGCGGGAGGGGAUGCGGUGCGCACCGGGGAGAAGAAAAAGAGACGGCCGAACACAGAGAGAGGGGUAGUUGGGAAAUUAAGUUGUGGAUUUGGUGGCUAGGUCACGCUCACUGUGAGCUUCGUUUCCUUUACUUGUCUCUCCAUCCAAUUAGGUGGUGGGUGUUCUUUGUGCCAACUUUUUAAACUAAGGGUACGGCCACUGUGAGAGGCCUGACACCGCCAUGGUCAUGGUUGUCCCUCCAGGAGCGCGCGGUGGAGCCAAACCCCCUCUUAACCCCACGGCGCACUUGGGAGCUCGAACAGUGACAGCAGCAAUUACGCCACGCGCGCUACUCAACCACCCGAAUUACGCGAGGCGCCCCAGAUCUUGUAGUGGCUGUGUCAUGUGCGGUGGAUGCUGCCGCCGCCGCGGCGGGGCCGGCGCCGGCGGCGGGGGUCGCGGGACCGCGUCGCUGGCCGUCGCGGCGCUGGCGGCGGCCGCGGUGGUCGCGUUCCUGGAGGGGACGGCGAGGGGCGUGUCCUACGUGGGCGACGGGUGGUUCCACGACGGCGUCAGGUGGGACGCCGAGGGCGGGCGGUUCCUGGUCACCACCAUGACCGAUGGCCGCGUCGUGGAGGUGCCCGGCGGCGGCGGCGCGGGUGCGGGGGAGGGGAAGGUGGAGGCGCGGGUGGUCGUGGCGGACCCCGGGGCGGCCGGGAGGUCGGCGACGGGGCUCACCUUGGACGCGCCGAGACGGCGCCUGCUCGUGGUGUACACCGACUUGGCGCCGUGGUUCGGGUACGCCGCCGUGGCCGCCUACGAGCUCGGCUCCUGGCGCCGCCUUUUCCUCGUCCGCCUCGACCGGCCAGGUGAUUCAACGCUCGCCGACGACGUGGCCGUCGACGAGGAAGGCAACGCGUACGUGACGGACGCCAAGGGCAACAAGAUCUGGAAGGUGAGCCCGGACGGCGAGCCGCUGUCCGUCAUCAAGAACGCCACCUUCUUCCAGAGGCCAGGGUGGAUCAACAACUUCGUCGGCCUGAACGGCAUCGUCUACCACCCCAACGGCUACCUCCUCGUCAUCCACACCUCCGGCGGCGACCUCUUCAAGGUCUGCCCGAAGACGGGGAGCGUGCACGUCGUCAAGGUGAAGGGCUCGCUGAAGACCGGCGACGGGCUGGCGCUGCUGUCCCCGACGAGGCUGGUCGCCGCCGGCCUGGUGAGCCGGCUGGUCGAGAGCGACGACGACUGGGAGACCGCCGUCGUCACCGGCCGGUACGUCGGCCCGGCUCACCGGAUCGGCUCGUCGGCGACGGUGAAGGAUGGCGACGUGUACAUCAACCACAUCAUCGGGUUCGGGCUCGGCAAGAAGACGCAUGUCAUCUCCAAGGCGGCGUUCGCGCCUUUGUAGGCGCUGGCGGACUGAUUGUUGACGCCUGAGGAUUAUGCUUCAAGGUUCUUUGAUCUCGUGUUACUUCGGUGACAGAUUGAUUGUUUUAUGCCUGAGGAUUAUGCAUCUAUGCAUAUGCUCGUCCAACGUCCUUUUUUGCAAUCCAUUGCCAGUUUGUUUAGAAAUUAGAACAAUCUCUGCUUGCAAUUGCACGUGUUAUUUUUGUGCAAAUACCAGAUUAAUAUGCGAAGAGUGCACACUUGAUUGUCAAUAGAAGUAUGACUAUGAACUAGUCCUACUAUUUCAGUUUCAAUUGUAGGAGAGUAAAUUUCGCAAGAAUGCAAUUAUUUUGUCAACAGGUAUUUUGAUUGGUGACUUGUAUAACAGUCCAAGUUGAUUC
Oryza sativa Japonica Group (Japanese rice) is the source of this 4201-nucleotide messenger RNA. RefSeq lists its product as uncharacterized. NCBI's taxonomy places the organism in Eukaryota, Viridiplantae, Streptophyta, Magnoliopsida, Poales, Poaceae. The record is from RefSeq and is a predicted model, not a curated record. Gene Ontology annotation, cellular component: endoplasmic reticulum.